CUAGCUUUCUCCAUCCUCGCGACCCCGGGCACCGGCUCGACGCUCCGCCCCCCUCGAGGCCCCGCCUCCCGCGGCCGCAGGAAACGAGACGGGGUGGGGGGGGGGGGUGGCCGUGUGCUGCCGCAGCCAAUGGGGAGGCGGCGUGGCGAGGGCGGAGACGGUUGUGAUGCGCCGGGCCGACGGACGACAGCCAAUCAGCGGCGAGCGCGGGGGCGGGCUGUGACGCGGACGGCACUCCUCGUGCGGCGGCGGUAUAGGAGCGAGCGCCACGGCCAGCAGGACCAGCCGAGCGCCACUGCCGCCCGCUGCUUGCCGCCUUCACGCCGCCGCCGCCGCCCCGCGCCCGCCCGCCGCGCCCCCAACCGCCGUCGCCCCCGGCCUGCCCGUCAGCGAGCGGGCGAGCGGUCUCCGCGCCCGGUCUCCGUGAGGGGGGCGUCCAGCCGGACCCUGAGCCUCGCCCUCUCGCGUUGCGGCCGACCGCGCCUCCUCGGCCGCCUGCCAGGCAUGAAGACCAAGUUCUGCAACGGGGGCGAGGCGGAGCCCUCGCCGCUCGGGCUGCUGUUGAGCUGCGGCAGCGGCAGCGCGGCCCCGGCGCCCGGCGUGGGGCAGCAGCGCGACGCCGCCAGUGACCUCGAGCCCAAGCAGCUGGGCGGGCGACAGCCGCAGCUCGCGCUGCCCCCCCCGCCGCCGCCGCUGCCGCUGCCGCCGCCGCUGCCGCUGCCCCCGCCGCCGCCGGCCGACGAUCAGCCCGAGCCCAGGACGCGGCGCAGGGCCUAUCUGUGGUGCAAGGAGUUCCUGUCCGGAGCCUGGCGGGGCCUUCGCGAGGACCAGUUCCACAUCAGUGUCAUCAGAGGUGGCCUCAGUAACAUGCUGUUCCAGUGCUCCUUACCUGACACUCUGGCCACCGUUGGUGACGAGCCUCGGAAGGUGCUCCUGCGGCUGUAUGGCGCCAUUCUAAAGAUGCGGUCCUGUAAUAAGGAGGGAUCCGAACAAGCUCAGAAAGACAAUGAAUUUCAAGGCGCCGAGGCCAUGGUUCUGGAGAGCGUUAUGUUUGCCAUCCUCGCAGAGAGGUCGCUGGGGCCAAAGCUCUUUGGCAUCUUCCCCCAAGGCCGCCUGGAGCAGUUUAUCCCGAGCCGGCGAUUAGACACUGAAGAAUUAAGUUUGCCAGAUAUUUCUGCGGAAAUAGCUGAGAAAAUGGCCAGAUUUCAUGGUAUGAAAAUGCCAUUCAAUAAGGAACCAAAAUGGCUUUUUGGAACAAUGGAAAAAUACCUGAAUCAAGUGCUGAGAAUUAAAUUUACCGGGGAAUCCAAAGUUAAGCAGCUCCACAGAUUCCUCAGUUACAACCUGCCUUUGGAACUAGAAAACCUGAGAUUAUUACUUGAAUCCACUCCAUCUCCAGUGGUGUUUUGUCACAAUGACUGUCAGGAAGGUAAUAUCUUACUGCUGGAAGGCAGGGAGAAUUCUGAAAACCAGAAACUGAUGCUCAUCGACUUUGAAUACAGCAGUUACAACUACAGGGGAUUCGACAUUGGGAAUCAUUUCUGUGAAUGGAUGUACGAUUAUAAUUACGAAAAGUAUCCUUUUUUCAGAGCAAACAUCCUGAAGUAUCCCACCAGGAAGCAACAGCUCCAUUUCAUUUCCAAUUACUUGGCUGCAUUCCAAAAUGAAUUUGAAAACCUCAGUAAUGAAGAAAAGUCCGUUAUAGAAGAAGAAAUGUUGCUUGAAGUCAAUAGGUUUGCCCUUGCGUCCCAUUUCUUCUGGGGACUUUGGUCCAUCGUACAGGCCAAGAUUUCAUCCAUUGAAUUUGGGUACAUGGAGUAUGCCCAAGCCAGGUUCGAUGCCUAUUUCGACCAGAAGAGGAAGCUUGGGGUGUGACUGGGGAGGCCUGCCUGCGCUGCAUCCCUGGACUGCGCAGGGGCGGCCGAGCCCGAGGGUCCCUCUGUGCUCCGACUACUGUACCUGCAGCAAGAAGGCUCAGACGUCUCGCUGCCGAACACAGAUGUGUAUGAUACGAAAGACUGUAUUAAAAUUGAGGAACAUUUAUUUCAUAUCUUGUUUACGAUUUCACUAGGACUCUGACAUGAGAUCAGGAAGCAGAAUUAUAGUACACUAGUGCAAUAGUGCAGCAUCUCAGACCCCCUUAAUCUAGAGAAGGCAUUUUCUACUUCAGUCAGGUGGGGCAAACGGCAACAGUAAAGCAGUGUCACUGCAGGUGCCUUUUUGGUUAAUGUUGAUCUUUAAAGGAUGUUAAUGACCGCGCUGGUGAACAGUGCUAACCGGGCUUUCCGUAGGUAACGGGUGUGUAGGGCGGCGAGUGGGCGGCGACACUGCGAAGCCCCGCGGCCUGACCGGGGUCCUGGGAGACGCAGACCGCCCCCAAGGUGCGGGCUGCCCCGA
Messenger RNA from Kogia breviceps (pygmy sperm whale), 2397 nucleotides. It is a transcript of the gene CHKA, whose product is annotated as choline kinase alpha. Gene Ontology annotation, molecular function: ethanolamine kinase activity; choline kinase activity. Lineage: Eukaryota; Metazoa; Chordata; Mammalia; Artiodactyla; Physeteridae. Gene Ontology annotation, cellular component: cytoplasm. Gene Ontology annotation, biological process: CDP-choline pathway; phosphatidylethanolamine biosynthetic process. The record is from RefSeq and is a predicted model, not a curated record.